AAUCCAAUAUCGACUAUCUUCUUAUUUCACAAUUUCAAUCUCGUUGAAACAUCCUAAUGGUUUAUGUAUACGCCGUUUAACUUUACACUUUUCCUUAUGAUUUUCUUUCCAUAAUUUUUCCGAUGCAACGAUAAUCCGUUCCGUUUAUCAAUCGUACUUUUACCAAAAAGAAAUGUAUUGUUAUAUUCAAUGAAUUUCUUUUUUCGAACGUUACUCUCUAAAAAAAGAAAAAGAAAAACAAAAAGAUAUAGAGAACAUCGUUAGACAUUUUUAAAAGAUUCUCUUAUACGUAUCGUCUUUCGUGUCCUUCUAAUCGGUUCGAAAGAAAAGAAAAGAAAAAGAAAAGAAGACCCAUCGUUUCUCGAAGUAUAUUAUUACUCGUUCAUAAAUUAAUAAUCGUUUCUUUAAGAAUAGGAAAGACUUAAAACGAUCCAAGUUCUUCAGUAUUCGCGUCAGACAGAACGAUGAACAAAAAGAAAUUUUUCUCGGUUAACGUCGCAAGAUUUUUAAUGAAACUCAUUGGUUUCUGGUCGACGGAUACGGUUAACGAGCAACGUUUAUUGAAUUUACUUUUAAGUUAUACCAUCAUUGCAGUUGCUAUAGCUUUGUGGAUCGAGGCGUAUGAUUUUUAUGUUAGCCUUGCUGAAUUCUACGCACUCACAUAUACCGCUUGCAGUGCAAUGCCGGUGGCAGUAAUUCUAAUGAAAUUAAUCAUAUUUUUACCUAAUCGAAAAGACAUCGUUAAAUUAAUUCGAUAUACCGAGGAAUGUUUUUGGUUUAAAGAGUAUGACGAGUUCGGUAAAAAGAUAUUGGAUGAGGUUAAUAAAAAGGGAUCGAUUUUGAUCUGUUGUUUUACGUUUUGCGUACAGAGCACCAUAUAUGCUUACAUGCUCAUCCCUCUAAUAGGUAUACUACUUGUCAAAUGAUUCGAUUAGAUUUAAAUGUAACUCUUUACACUUGUUUGA
Vespula vulgaris is the source of this 965-nucleotide messenger RNA. RefSeq lists its product as uncharacterized. The transcript is spliced from 2 exons. Bases 465 to 926 code for a protein of 153 amino acids. NCBI's taxonomy places the organism in Eukaryota, Metazoa, Arthropoda, Insecta, Hymenoptera, Vespidae. The record is from RefSeq and is a predicted model, not a curated record.